UUUGAUGUCACCAGCUCCUAAUCUGAGUAUGGAUGUGUAAGGUUGCUGCAGCCCAAGCCAUAGCAGAAGAAAGAAGAAGCCAAAGUGGUGUUAGCCCUGUUGCAGUCCAGACCUCAAUAAACAUAAAGACAGCAACGAAACCAGUGAUAGAUGGUUCCAUUCUAAGAACAGAAGAAAGACAAAGACUAGCGAGGGAGCGCAGAGAAGAACGGGAAAAGCAAAACGCUGCCAAAGAGACACAGAUCCUUGAAAAGGAAAGAAAGGCAAAACUUCAAUAUGAAAAGCAACUGGAAGAAAGGCAGAGAAAGCUAAAAGAACAGAAGCAGAAGGAGGAACAACGGAGGGCUGCAGUAGAAGAAAAGAGAAAGCAAAAAAUAGAGGAGGAAAAGGAGCGAUAUGAAGCAGUCAUGCACCGAACCCUGGAACGAAGCCAGCGACUGGAAACACGACAGAAGAGAUGGUCAUGGGGAGGAUCUGUAACUCCGGAUUCAGAGAGCAAAGCAGAACCACAGACUGCAGAUGAAGGUGAAGCUGGCGCCAGCAAGCGGUCCACCUCCACAGCAAACCUCAAACAAACAGAAGCUGGGGUGAAUAAACGUUUAUCAUCAUCUGCAGCACUUCUAAACACUUCUGAUCGAAGUACCACAAAGAGAAGUGCCUCAUUAAACAGACUGAAUAACAAAGUUCCUCUACAGUCUCAGCAGUCAGCACCCAAAGGGUCACAGGUGGAACAGAAAGGAGGAACAGAAAAGAAGAGGAGCACAUCUUUGAAUAGAAUGAGUAGUAAACCCCCUUCCACUCCUGAACUAGAAAAAGUGAAAAAGGAAGAAAAAACAGCUCGUCGCUCCCAGGUCAGUCCUCUGGACAGUAGCGUAAUCAGUCGCCUCCUCGCCCCCACACAGGCCUCCUUAGCUAGGAGUAAAAGUGCUGCUACAUUAUCGGCUGAUGGACAAGAUCCCUCAGAAUCUUACCUCUGUCCUCGUUCAGCUUCAGCCAGUUCCAUCAAUUCCCCAGUCCCAACUCCUAAGGUGCCCGUGCGCAGUCGUAGCAUCGACAGAUUGAAGUCCACUGUUUCUUCAUCUGAUGCAAGCUCACCUGACUCAACACAGAAGUCAGAGACAGAAAAGCUGUCCCCAGGUUCUAGGGUAAGACGUCCUCCGUCACCAUCUCUGCCUGCCCGUAGAAGAUCCCCUUCUCCCGCUAAUUUGGUGAAGCGUCCUCCAUCGCCUUCCACAGCUAGCAGACAAAAUCAGAAGACUCGCCCGCUUUCACCUAGCGUAUCAAAACAGAGGCCACCAUCUCCUACUCCAGUCUCCAAGCCAGCACCCAUCCAACGCCAACCUCUCACACCAGGUGUAAUAAACUUUACCAAAAAGAAAACUGAAGCAGAGAGCAAACCAAAGGAUAAGAGCACAGAAGGAGUGGGGCAAGAGCAAGGUGCUUCACCAGCCUCGGACAAGGAUGCAGUAGCAACUACCACAAAGACCAAAGAAGAAUCAGGUAGCAAAACUAUGGCAGGGACCACCACAGCUGAAGAAGCUUCAAAAAUCUUGGCAGAGAAACGACGUCUAGCACGGGAGCAAAGAGAGCGUGAAGACCAAGAAAGAAUUCAGAGGCAGGAAGAGGAAAGAAUCAAAGAAGAAGAAAUGGCCAAGAGAGCAAUUGAAGAAAAAGCUCGACGGGAAGAGGAGCUUCGCAGACUGGAGGAAGAAAAAAGACUGGCUUAUGAAGAGCAGCAGAGACAAGCUGAGGAGGAGAGGAUUCGUCGAGAACAGGAGGAACAGGAAAAGCUUGCAGAGCUUCAGCAGCAGAGAGAAGAAGCUGAAGCAAAAGCCCAAGAAGAGGCUGAGAGACAGCGGCUGGAAAGAGAGAGGAUUAUGCAGCAAAAUAUGCAGGAAAGACUUGAAAGAAAAAAGCGAAUUGAAGAAAUAAUGAAAAGGACACGAAAAUCGGAUCAAAAUGAAUCAAAGUUGCAGAAUGAAGAGAAGUCUGCCUCCGAGGUCAUUGAGGGAGAGGAUAUUGAAGAGGAGGAAGAGUUGGGUCUUGAGAAAAUUGAUCGACCAGGAAAGCUAAAUGGUGUUGACUUACCCCAGGAAGCCAAGCAGGAGACAGAAAGUUGUUCGGAGAUUGCAUAUAGCUUGACCUCUACAGAAUCUGAGGUCCAAGAUGGAUCAGAGUUGAAACCCAAUGAAGUAUUUAUGAAUGGAAGUGACUUGAGAAGUGAUGAGGGAUCUCUACUAGUUGCUGAAUUAAAGGAUUCCAGCCAUCCUGCAAAAGAAAUGGUUGCUGAUGACUCAGUAAUGUCGAGUGUUAAUGAAGCUGUGCAUACAGUUGGACUUAUUCAGAAUCUUAAUGGAAAAUCCAGUUCAUGGACUUUUGAGGAGUUUAUUGACGUUGGAAUACAUUCCAAGUCAACCAGGCUGAGUUCGGACAGCAUCCCUGCUGAUAACUGUAAUCAAAACUUGAAUGAUGCUGCUACAAUUCCUUCUAGUCCUAAAUUGGUAUUUGAGGAAGAUGGUGCAGUGAAUCCAUUGACCAAACCUGUAGAUGCUUCAUCAGGUAAUCCGAGCUGAUUUCCUCCUUUAUCUCCUCCUCUGGCUAGAUAAUUCACUUUCUUGCAAUUUACUCUCCUUGCCUUAACUUCAGCUUAUCAUUUUCAAGGCACUUUUUUGCAGUGUGUAGGCUGGAAGAAAGCUCUUCCUUUAGUGCUUGUAACUUGCAUUCUGUCAAAAUGAGUCACCAGCUGAUGCCUUUUAAGGGGCUUGSUUUAUACUGUGGCUAAAGCCCAACAUUAAGGCUUUUCCAAAGACACACCUGAAUCCCUGUGAAGCUCCUGUAGCUCUCACCAGCACUGAAGCCCAUCUCUUGUAUUUUAGGCUUCUUCUGAAAUGUCUUAAAUGACACGUUACUUUUGAAGAUACUAACAGUUUAAAAGGUGUCUGAUGUAACUCUUUACAGAUAAGACCUGGCCGCUUUCCCCCUUCUGCUCCUAGGCAUGUUCUCUAACGUUUUGAUACCGAGCUGUGUGGCCUUAGGAGGUUUCUUCAGGCUCUGGCAGGAUCGUAGCUGUCCUUUCCACUUACUGUAGAAUAGCCUUUCCCUUGACUAAAGGGUGUACCACCCUCCUUAAAUUACACAAAGACGGUUUGGUUACAUUUUGGGAGCAGUAAUAGAGCUUCAGAUGCAGUACUCUGAAUUUUCUGCAAGAUGCUGGGUUGCCUCCAAAGCCACUUCCAGUUGAGAGCCCAGAGGCUGAUGCAUACAGGCCAGAGGGGCUUCAGUAUCUAGUUUCCAUAAGACUUACCCAUCUCUGGUGUUGGAGCUGAGCGGACGUGCUCACAGCAGGAGAUCUCUGUCCGGGAGGUAAAUGACUGCGUGAACAGUUGAAAUGAAUGAUAGUGAAAAAAAACAAGACUUGCUCUCCAGUUUUCCUUCAAACCGUAUGUAGCACUUUUUUGAUUAAAGUGUAGCACUUUUCUAGACUGAACUGUUUCUUGAGUCUCCUCUGUCCCUGUGCGUCUUGCAAAUUGUAGUGUGACUCAUGGGCAUAGCCUUCCUGAGCCCUUUCUUGAGGCYGGGCUAUGGCGAGAGAACAACUUUGAUAUUGCUGGUCAUGUUGUGUCUUCUGACCAAAAUCAUUAACUUGUUCAUGGAAAGAAGUGUUACCUUUUAGUUUUGCACUUAAGUAURUUUUGAGAUCAUAUUAUGUAAGAAUUAUGUACACAGCUUCAGGAACUAAUACUCAUAUAUUAGAAAAAUGCUCCUGUGCUGUUUUUUUUAAGUAACUGAGUAGUUCCRUGCCUGGAUGUAGCUUGACAUCAGUGAUAGACUUGCGUGGAACACAAACAGUUGUGAUGGUUAAAUGUUUUCUUUUCUUUGCUCUUUGGACAGAACUGUGAACACUAGAGACCUGGAAAUAUUCUGAUUGCACUUCAGUAAUCCAGUGUUUUAUCAAGUACCGAAGGCCUUGUUUUGAAAAGCUGCUUGUUUACCUUUACCCAUCUUCAAGCUUGCAAAAAAAAUAACAAAACACCAGGGGAGGGAUAACAAAACUCCUAGAUUUGCACCUUGAAAACAUUUCAGGGAGACUCUUUUUGCUGUUGCUCCUUUUCCAUUUGUUUAGCUAAAUGUUGAAUUGAGUUCCUUGUUUAACUAUCACUUGAUUCCCUUUUACAGACUUUCCAUGAGCCUGUUUGGGUCCUUUUAUUUUCAUAUCACUGUACUGUACAGCAGKGUGCCACUGGAGGCUUCCCAGUUAGCUACUGGCCACAUUUUGCAUAGUCCAAAAGAGGCACUUAAUGAAAUAAAAGACUCAUUCAGUGCAUGUUAAAACUGAACUCCAUUUGUAACGGUCUUCUGAAAAACACUGUAGGCGUGUUGGUUCAAGAAGUAUUUAAAAAGGCAAAAUUAUCUUCAAUAUUGAAUUAGGUAGAAAAAUUUCUUACUUCCUAACAAGAAAAUGUUGGCAGUUUCAAAAAAGCAGUACUGUACCAUGACUAAUAUGUUUUAAUCUGUUGGAAAACAUGRAAACGUUUUACAGCAUAUGCACUAAUAUGUUACAAAAAUGUUGAUGCCUGGACAUGUUUGUCAUAGUGCAGUUUAAAAUUUGUCAUUCUUUUAAAAGUGUUUUCCUUUGAAUUACGUAUUUAAGUUUAUCUAUACUCAUGUAAGUAUUAUUUUAUUGUGUACAUAACAGUAUUAGACCCUUGAAGUCAUGUUUUGUUCAUGUUAAUUAUUCAAGUGUUCCUGUGCUAGCUUUAUAACAGUGGCUGCAAACUGCAUAUGCAUUUCCCUUCCUCUAAAGUCUGCAUUAAGUAAUCUAUUUAACCUCAACUCGCCUGCUUUUUCCAGCAUGAAGAGAUUAACUGUACAUCUUCUGAAAAAAGGGCUGCUACUAAAAGUAGUAAUGCAGCCUUCUUCUUAUGUCUUCUGUAACAGAGAGAUUGACUAAAUGAUUAAAGAAUAGCUGUUUCAAAUCCUGCUAAAAACYGUUGGCUCAUACUUCAAGUCAAAUGAAUUAUCCCGAAUGGCAGCUGUGUUUUCAGUGUUCAGAUGCAAAUAUUUUUGCUGGAACUAAAUGUGUUCUUUCCUCAACGCCACGUUACAAUAGGAACCCCCCUCCCCAUCUUACCCUCAGCCUUUGCUACUCAGAAUAUGGUAGAACUGUUUUAGACUUAGAGCAGUGCCUUAGGUAAAAAGACAACUGUAUUUUUAUAUGAUAGCUGUUUCGUUCGGGCAGAGACAAUCAUUCUAACAAACGAGAUGCUGAUA
Molecule: messenger RNA, 5271 nt
Organism: Nothoprocta perdicaria
Lineage: Eukaryota; Metazoa; Chordata; Aves; Tinamiformes; Tinamidae
Gene: MAP7D3
Product: MAP7 domain containing 3
Exons: 20
Coding region: 33-2573 (846 amino acids)
Biological process (GO): microtubule cytoskeleton organization
Cellular component (GO): microtubule cytoskeleton
Source: RefSeq, a predicted model, not a curated record